AAAUAUUUCGGAGCAUCAUCUGAAGUUGAUUGUGUGGCAACCGGCACGUGCGGUACUUGGAUUGGUCAUUGUCAUCAAUGAUCAUUUAAUAAUAAUUCACCGUUUAAUUAACAAUUUUAAAAAACAUGUGGUAUUUUAGUAUCAUUUGUUUAUUAUUAAUAUCAUCUUGCAUAUCAAGUGCAGAUAAAAAACACAACAAGUAUGUGACAACUCUAAUAGAUGGAAAAUGGAAAGAUACUCCAAUUGUUUUGGAAGUUUCCGAGUAUCUUAAUGAUGAAAAUUCUAAUUUGUUUUGGAGUUUCGUUGAUUUAAUUUGUAAGCAAGAAGAUGGUUUCAUAACUCAGGGUACUGAUAAAGAAAUUUAUGACCGAGUAAUGAAGUUGGCUGAAACUUUAGUCACUCCAACUGGUUUACCUGUUCUCAAAUUGUCUUUGUCAUUGAGAAUUUAUUCUGCUCGAGUUGAAAUGUUUUCUCAAAUGGCUGUGAAUAAAGAAAACAUUCCAGAUUGUAACAAUUUCAUAGAUGUGGGUGGAAAUACGUUUACAUGCUCUGCUGACCAAGUUGAAGAAUUGAUAAAUAACUCCGAAGAUAAUUUACAUACGUAUUCAGUAGAUCAUCAGUAUCCAGGAUCCUCUAAAAUAAAUAAAAAUGUGAUACUUUACGGACAGAUGGGGUCAUCAGGAUUUAAAAGUCUCCAUGAUAAAUUAAAAUCCCUUGCUGAAUCUGACAAAAUAACAUACAUUCUUCGUCAUUAUGUUAAAGAUAGGCCGGAUAAUAAGUUAAGGUUGUCGGGGUAUGGAGUUGAACUACAAAUGAAGUCAACUGAGUACAAAGCUACUGAUGAUUCUGACAUCAAAGAAAAUUCUGGCAAAGAAUCCGAAGAAAUCAAUGAAGGAGUUGAGGAAAUUGACGGAAUUAACUUUGGUGUUUUAAAAAAAUUAUAUCCUGAAAAGAAAUCUCAACUUGAUGAACUACUCACACACUUGUUGGAUACAAGUGACGAAGUAAGUGCUCUAAAAGUUUGGCAAUUCCAGGAAUUAAGUCACCAAGCUGCUGAAAGAAUAAUGAAAUCACCACCGUCAGAAGCUGUCAAAGUAUUUACCGACAUCGCUCAAAACUUUCCCAUGCAAGCAAAGUCUUUGAUUAGAACUAAAGUAAGUAAUGAAAUGAAGAAAGAAAUGAAACUUAAUCAAGAAAUAUUCUUCGGGAAUUUGCAUAUACAACCGACUGAAACAGUAUUAUUUAUAAAUGGUCUGUAUUUUGAUAUCGACGUGAUUGAUAUUUUAGCAUUACUCGAAGCCUUACGAUCUGAAUUACAUGUAAUGGAAGCUCUAUUAAAAAUUGGAUUUAGUAAUAAAAAAAUGGAUAAACUUGUCGCAUUAGAUUUGUCAAGUAAUUUAGAUAAUCAAGAUUUUGCAAUUGAUAUCAGGGAUUCCGCCAUUAUGUGGAUAAAUGAUUUAGAAACAGAUAAACGUUAUCAAAAAUGGUCUUCUGCAUUGACAUUGUUAAUAAAACCGAUGUACCCUGGUACACUGCGUCAAAUACGCCGUAAUUUUUACAACUUAGUUUUGAUAAUUGAUCCACUGAGUGAUAAAAUAAAGCACUUAUUAAACACAAUAGACACUUUAAAUAAACACUCAGCACCUAUACGUGUGGGUUUUGUUUUUGUAACUAAUUUUAAUACAUCAGCAACUGGAUUUACUGAUCCAAGUGUCGCUGUCAAUAAUGCUUUCCAUUAUUUGACAGAGGAGAAAAACCAAUUUGAAGCAUUCAAGUUUUUGUUGACGCUACAAAACUACAUUAGUGGUGACAGUAUUGAUGUAACAGACGUAAAAAAAGCUCUCAAAAUACGUGAUCCCUCUGCAGAUAUCGAUGAUAUAUUUGGUGAAGAAUCUCAGUAUGACGUGGGACGUCAUCUAGCCAUGGACUUUGUUAAACGAACUGGAUUUAAAACUUUUCCCCAAGUAUUAUUAAAUGGAGUUCCACUUGCUAGUUCUGAGGAUGCUGAUGCUUUUGAGGAAACUGUUCUUACGACAAUAAUGACUCAAACUCCGAUGUUACAAAAAGCCGUUUACAAGGGUGAGGUCGUUGAGUCUGACGAUAUUGUUGAUUUUAUGAUGAGCCAACCCAAUGUCAUGUCGCGACUGAAUGACAGAAUAUUGCAACCGGAAAACAGUAAAUGGUUAAAUUUGAUUGGUAACUUACCGAAAAAUCAAGAAAUUUCUAGUUGGAAUCAGCAAGACACUGCUACUUGGUUAAUGAAAAAUUCAAAUUACUUGGUAAUGCCUCGACGAGUUGAUAAACAACAUCUUUAUACUUACUGGGUUGCGGCAGAUUUUGAAACUAUCAAAGGGCGACAAUUAUUGCGUGAAGCUCUGAAGUAUUUAGACGGGAAUACUGAUGUCAGAAUCACGAUAAUUGUUAAUAAUAUCGAUAAAUCCAAUGAUCCACUUGUUAAUAUUAAUAUGAUUGUUCUAGCAGCGAUGGAAACAUUACCUCCGAAAAACGCUAUUAAAUAUAUCAAUAACAUUUUGCAAGAAGAUAAUGUAGCAUUAAUAAAAAUCGAUAAAUUCGAUUUCGGUGAGAACAGUAUUAAAGAAAAAUUAACAGAGCAAGAAUUUAAAAUGAAAGUAUACAAGUAUUACGCUAAAACUGCUUUGAAAUUAAUGCCUGGAGAUCGAGCAGUAGUUUGCAAUGGCCGAAUUCUCGGCCCGCUUGAUGAAGAUGAAGAGUUUACACGUGAUGAUUUUUCGCUGCUCGAACGCUUCAGUCACAAUACUUACGGCGAUAAAUUGAUUAAGAGUUUACAAGCUCUUCAAUCGACUGAUGACGAUGACGACGAUACUGAAAUUUCAGAUGACGUUAUAAUGCAGAUAACAUCUCUUCUUGUGUUACGUCCUCAAACACAAAGCCGGUAUGAUAUUCCAUACAGUGGAGACGAACACAGUGUUAUUAAAGUAUCUGCAGCAAAAUCUAAUGAAGCUGCGUUCAACCUGAUUGCAAUCGUCGAUCCAGUAUCACGUGGUGCCCAAAAAUUGGGUGCCAUUUUGAGUACUUUGCAACAGUCGCUUAAUUGCAACAUCAAAAUAUUCCUCAAUUGUGUGGAUAAAAACAGUGAUAUGCCUUUAAAGAGUUUCUACAGGUUUGUUUUUGACCCUGAAUUGCAAUUCAAUGCUGAUGGUCAACUAGUGGGAGCACAAGCUAAGUUUACUAAGCUACCAACGUCUUCUCUGUUGACUCAAUACAUGCAUACUCCCGAGAACUGGCUGGUAGAAGUCGUCAAAAGUGUCUACGAUUUGGAUAAUAUCAAGCUAGACAAUGUUGCAAUGGGAGUUCAUAGUGAAUUUGAGUUGGAACACUUAUUAUUAGAAGGUCAUUGUUUUGAAGCUUCCAUGGGAAAUCCUCCCAGAGGAUUGCAAAUUACUCUCGGCACUGAAAAACAACCUGUUAUGGUUGACACUAUUGUAAUGGCCAAUUUAGGAUACUUCCAACUAAAAGCUAACCCGGGAGAGUGGUUACUUCGCUUACGUCAAGGAAGAUCUGCUGAUAUUUAUGACAUACAUUCAGUCACUGGACAAGAUGUAAUCCAAGAUAGCAAUGAAGUUAAAGUUCUUAUUAGUUCGUUGAAGAGUCAUGUGCUGAAACUCAAAGUCUCUAAAAAGCCUGAUAAGAUGCAUACAGAUUUAUUGGCUGACGAUGAUAGUCAAUCCGGAAUUUGGAACUCUAUAUCCAGCUUUUCCGAUUAUUGGACAUUUGGCUCAGACGACACAGAAGAAAAGGAUGAAAAAAUAAACAUAUUUUCUCUAGCUUCGGGUCAUCUUUACGAAAGAUUCUUAAAAAUCAUGAUGCUCAGUGUUAUAAAACACACAAAGUCACCAGUUAAAUUUUGGUUCCUGAAGAACUAUCUAUCACCUACGUUGAAAGACUUUUUACCACACAUGGCCAAGGAAUACGGAUUUGAAUAUGAACUAGUACAAUACAAAUGGCCAAGAUGGCUUCAUCAGCAAACCGAAAAGCAAAGAACUAUUUGGGGUUACAAGAUUCUCUUUUUGGAUGUACUGUUUCCUUUGGAUGUCAAAAAAAUAAUUUUUGUUGACGCUGACCAAGUUGUACGGGCUGACUUGAAAGAACUAGUCAAUUUGGACCUGGAAGGCGCUCCGUACGCUUACACUCCAUUCUGUGAUAGUAGAAAAGAAAUGGAAGGAUUUAGAUUUUGGAAACAGGGAUACUGGAGGAAUCAUUUACAAGGACGUUCGUAUCAUAUUAGUGCGUUGUAUGUUGUUGAUUUGAAGCGUUUUAGGCGUAUUGCUGCAGGUGAUAGACUAAGAGGCCAGUAUCAAGCGCUCAGUUCAGAUCCAAACAGUUUAUCAAACUUGGAUCAAGACUUACCUAACAAUAUGAUUCAUCAAGUUGCUAUUAAAACAUUGCCUCAAGAAUGGCUUUGGUGUGAAACUUGGUGCAGUGAUGCAUCUAAAAAGACUGCUAAGACUAUUGAUUUAUGUAAUAAUCCGAUGACUAAAGAAGCUAAACUACAAGCAGCUAUGAGAAUUUUACCAGAGUGGAUUGGAUACGAUGAAGAAAUAAAAACUUUGCAACAAAAAGUGGAGAAUGAAAGUAAACAGCUUGAAAAGGAAGAAAGAGACGACCAUGAUUUAGAAGAUAGUUUGAAACAUGAAGAGCUGUAAAUUAAAAUUAUUUUAAUGUAAUUGAAGGAAUACAAAGGUGUUACGCCAUAAAAAUUGUACAAAUUAAAAUUUUUACACCCCGAUUUUCAAGCUCACUAUACAACAAUAAGUAGGAUCUGGUCUUGACAAGAACUUUUAUAGACCGCAGCAAAUGUAACUCAAGGUAAUAAGAGUAUUUAAAAAAAAAAAAAAAAAAAAAAAAAAAACAUAAAUUAAUAAAAAUUUUGUGUUCUAAUUUUUUGUAAUUUUAAUCAAGUUAAGUAUAAACAUCAUUGUUGAACUUGACGAUGUUUUAUUUUCAUUACAUCGCAUUGUACAAUAUACGCUUUAGUUUUAUAAUAAUUA
Molecule: messenger RNA, 5030 nt
Organism: Cotesia glomerata
Lineage: Eukaryota; Metazoa; Arthropoda; Insecta; Hymenoptera; Braconidae
Gene: Uggt
Product: UDP-glucose:glycoprotein glucosyltransferase
Exons: 7
Coding region: 126-4685 (1519 amino acids)
Cellular component (GO): endoplasmic reticulum
Molecular function (GO): UDP-glucose:glycoprotein glucosyltransferase activity
Source: RefSeq, a predicted model, not a curated record